AUGUCAACGUGGCAAGAAGUAGCCGAGGCCAAGCGUGCUCAGAGGGAGGCGCUCAUCCCUGAAGCUUACAAGGUCGCAGCUGCAUUUCUGCCUGAUAUCAGCACCGACUCUGUCGUCGAUUUCCCCAGCGAGACGGGGAUCCUUUCGGAGCGCGAAGUCGAGAUCACCGAGACCGACGACGUUUCCGUGCUCUUGAAAAAGCUGGCAAGUGGCCAAUACACAGCUGUCGAGGUGCUGGAGGCGUUCAUCAAGAGAACAUGCAUUGCGCAUCAGCUGGUCAACCCUCUGACGGAGAUUUACUUCGACGAUGCCAGGAAGCUGGCAGCUGAGCUGGAUGCUGAGCUGAAAGCGACGGGAAAAGUCCGCGGUCCCUUACAUGGCCUGCCUAUGAGCGUCAAAGACCAGUUCCAGAUCAAAGGAACGGACGCCACCAUCGGCUACGUGAGUUACGCGAACAAGCCUUCCACCUCGGACUCGGUGCUGGUCGAGCUUGUCAAAAAGGCGGGUGCGGUGCCGUUCGUCAAGACCAACUUGCCGCAGACCAUCAUGUACUCCGAAACUUCGAACCUACUCUGGGGCACAACGCUGAACCCGCACAAUCGUACGCUGCAUCCAGGCGGCUCGUCUGGUGGGGAAGGUGCGUUGGUGGCCAUCAAGGGAUCGCCGCUGGGCGUGGGCACCGACGUGGGCGGAUCAGUGAGAAUUCCUGCCGCUCUGUGCGGCGUGUUUGGACUUCGACCAUGCUCGCACCGAUUCCCAUACGAAGGUGUAGUCAACACGCUGCUCGGCCAGAUCACGGUUCCUUCAGUGCUCGGUCCACUCAGCCGGUCGCUUUCCGGCUUGACCGAGUUCUCCAAGGCGGUAUUGGCACAGCAGCCGUGGCUGUUGGAUCCCCAGACGCCGUUGAUGCCGUGGAACGAAGAACGAUUCCAGCAAGCACGUACACAGAAUAAGCUCAACAUUGGCGUCAUGUGGCACGAUGGUCACGUCAAGCCGAUGCCGCCGUACGAGCGGGCCAUCAAAGAGGUGCUCUCUGCACUUCCGGGCCACCACGACGUGGUCGACUUUGAGCCGUUCAAAACCGCAGAGGCGAUGGGGAUCUUGACAGAGGCGUUCGUCGCUGACGGAGGCAAGGACAUCUCUGCUUCGAUCGCACCGCUCAACGAGCCGUUGGGACCUUGUCUGUCCGGUGUCGGAAAGAACGAGUUCACUGGCCACCAGGUGUGGCUGGCCAACAAGCGUAAGCUCGAGUUUCAAAAAGCUUAUCUCGAUCACUGGAAUGCGACGGCCAAGCAGACCAAGGAUGGGCGUCCCAUCGAUGUGCUCAUCGUGCCUGGUAUGGCGUAUACGGCGAUUGAGCCGGGCAACGACAUCUAUGUCGCCUACACGGGCCUGUUCAAUCUGGUCGACUACCCAGUUGUGGUGCUGCCCAUCACAAAGGUCGACCCCGCCGUCGACGGUAAAGCGCCGACGCGCAGCGAGUUCUUGUCGGAAGACGAUGAAAAGUGGUCAAAGAAGUGGAAUGCCGACAAGCUGGUGAACGCUCCCGUCAGCAUCCAGAUCGUAGGCAGGAGGUACGAGGAGGAAGCGUUGCUUGGCUAUGCCGAGCAGCUCUGGAAGGCUUUCACUGGCGCUGGUGCUGCCGCCUAG
Molecule: messenger RNA, 1650 nt
Organism: Sporisorium graminicola
Lineage: Eukaryota; Fungi; Basidiomycota; Ustilaginomycetes; Ustilaginales; Ustilaginaceae
Exons: 1
Coding region: 1-1650 (549 amino acids)
Source: RefSeq, a predicted model, not a curated record